This is a messenger RNA of Moneuplotes crassus, 1670 nucleotides long. Lineage: Eukaryota; Ciliophora; Spirotrichea; Euplotida; Euplotidae. The record is from the annotation of a GenBank genome assembly.
UUCAAACUUCAUCAUGAAAGCAAUGCGAACCUUUAUGGAAAGAAACAAGGGGAAUAAGGACUAUGGAACUGUCCAGGAUCCCCGAGGAUACAUCAUGGAUUCUCUUUUUGAUAUAUCUAAAGACCAAUCGAAUGAGAAGCUCAACAAAGCCACUAAGUAUCUCAGAAACUUAUCCUUCGAUGCUCAUGAUAAAAAUAAUUUAUUAGACCAGAUAGAAGAAGCUGAGAUUAGCUACGAUCUUUUUCAACGAAAACUUGAUAAGCAAGAAUCCUUCAAGCUUGCUAAACAGGCUAAAAAGGCAAAAUACUGUCGCAAAAGAAUAGUUGUCCCCCAGGGAAAUUUUAAUAAAAUUGAUCCUUACGAAAGGAAUAUUUUGGACAAAUUGCAAAAGAAGCAGCAUAUUAUUCUUAAAGAUAUCAAAUUCACUGAUGAUAUCUACUAUAAUUACACAAAGAGACAAUUAUACAACAAGAAACAAAUUCUGGACAAGCAGAAAUUUCUCAAAGACAUCGAAGAAAUCAGACUUAGUGUCACCAGAAAUAGAGAAAGAGUCUGCAAGCAAAAGGCUGCUAAGAAGAAGGAGGAUGGCCAAGACAGAAAUGAUAGCUGUGAAAAAAAUCAUAAGUCUAGCAAUAUUUCAUCGAUAAAAAAUUCUAGUAUUUUUGAACACAAUGAGAAUACCAUCAACAGACAAAUUCAAGAGAACAAUAGAAGAAACAUUCCUUCGGCUCAUAAAAUUGGAGAUGUCCAACUUGGAAGUGGAGUUAACUCGAAGCAGAGAAGGACCACCUCGCCUAAUAGGAACUCUUCUAUUUUAAAAUAAACACCAGAGAGGAGAUCCCAAGCAUAACUUAAGUGAGAGUAACCAAGAUAUUAGCAACAUGAGGGGAAGCAAGAAUUUUAUUCGGAGGAAUAAACUUCAGGUUCUUCUCAAAAAUAGGCUGAUAAACUCUACUAACCAGAAGGUUAGAGCCAAGACUACUAAGACUUUCAGAAGAGCGAAUAAGUCAGGACUUGUCAAACCCUUUGCUAAUACUCAGAGGAAUUCACAGAUUAAGUCAGCUAUCCCUGACUCUUUAAGAAGUUUAAAGAAAGAAGGAAAGACGAUGAACAUGACUCAUGAUGACUUAGGUUUUCCUAAAAAGCAGAAGCUGUUUACUAUCCUUGAGCCAAAUUUUAAUAAAAAUUCUAGGAUGAACUCGAGUCUAAGCCUGAGUAAAACAUGAGAGCAUCCUGAUGAUAAUCUUCAGCGAAGCUCUAGAAAAGGUCCUGUUUCAUUUUACAAAUCUAAGACUCACAAAGCCAAGAAAUUGAGAAGUAAAAUUUAUUCGAUCUAUAAGGCUUGAGAUGAUGCUACCACUCAAGGCAAGGAGGAUAUGAAAAUACUGCUUUUUGAGCGGUUUCAGAAUAAUAUCAGAAGGAAAGAAUUCUGAAAGACUUUAUCAUUAAUGGAAACUUUGAAUUUUGCUACUACAAAUUCAUUCAAAACCAUGCAUGAUUACAUGAAAGAGGACCAUGACCAGAUCAUUCAAAACCAGCUAUCAAUCAUGGAAGAUUACAACACUGGGAAGGGAGACCCAUCCAGAAUUGUGGCAAGGAUCGAGAGAGCAACAAAGACACAUAAGAAUUGGUCAAAGAAAAAGACUAGGUGUUACUAAGCCAACUUCAAC